This is a messenger RNA of Lactuca sativa (garden lettuce), 828 nucleotides long. RefSeq names its product zinc finger CCCH domain-containing protein 12. The record is from RefSeq and is a predicted model, not a curated record. NCBI's taxonomy places the organism in Eukaryota, Viridiplantae, Streptophyta, Magnoliopsida, Asterales, Asteraceae. Gene Ontology annotation, molecular function: metal ion binding; mRNA binding.
AUGGAUUCAGCCGCCUUCCAAAUGGAUGAUCUUCGUGAUAAUGGAAAUGUCAUUGAGAUAAUCGGUGGUGAUGAGUUCCUUUAUGAUGGCAUCCAAAUCCAACCCCCAAAAUCUGGAAAUGAGCCACCGAUUAUGGAAACAAGAAACCAAUCAAUGGAGAUUGGGAAAAUGUUCUUCAAGACACAAUCUUUUGGGUCUUCUAGUAGUUUCAUGGUGGGGAAUCAAAGAUCUUUCAAAGAUCGGCCCUGCAAAAACUUCUAUAGUGAAGUAGGGUGUCUUUAUGGUGACCAAUGUGGCUUUCUUCAUGAUGAACAAUCAAGAAUCCGUGAAAGGAAUUCGAUAAUUUUGACUCCUCAAAUUCAAUCUAGUGAUGGAUUUGGGAAUGGAAGUGGAAAUGGAAAUGGAAAUGGGAAUGUGGAAACAACUGUGAAUGGAGGACAUGUGGCAACAACUAAUGUAACUGUGAAGCCUGCAUGCUGGAGGACAAAGAUUUGCAACAAGUGGGAAUCGGCAGGCUUUUGCCCAUUUGGAAGCCGGUGCACUUUUGCUCAUGGGGUUGCAGAACUGCAAAGAUACGGUGGUGGGCUUGUUCAUCAAGAGGUUAACCCUAACCCUAAACCGAAUCCUAACAACCAGCGACUCAUGUCUUCAAACAAAGUUGCAACCCUUGGCUCAUCAAUGGCUCAUGCAGUUGCACCUAUCGGUUCAUCGGUGGGUCGUGCAGGUGGUUCUGGUUCCGGGCAGCUGCCCGGGAUGAUGCGGAAACCUUGGAAGGGUCCUGUCAAGAUUAAUGGUAUUUAUGGUGAUUGGAUUGAUGACAUUGAAUAA